This is a messenger RNA of Lampris incognitus (smalleye Pacific opah), 3066 nucleotides long. RefSeq names its product endoglin, like (gene engl). Lineage: Eukaryota; Metazoa; Chordata; Actinopteri; Lampriformes; Lampridae. The coding region runs from base 319 to 2928 and encodes 869 amino acids. The transcript has 17 exons. The record is from RefSeq and is a predicted model, not a curated record.
CGGCCCCUCCCAUAACGCUUCUCAGCACUGCUUCUGUGGGGGGGAAGCUGCUUUUUUAUUGCUGUGAUCAAACCAUUGCAAGUUUCUCUGUUGCUCUUACUCAGUCGAGAUGUAAAAAAAAAGUUGAAAUUUAGAUAGAUAUCUUUUUUCUUUUUUCUUUUUUUUUUACGCACGAGUAAUUUCUACAAACAGUGAAGGUGUGAGUGUUUGUUGUGACCUACGUAGUGUCAAGUCUGCAGCAACAGUCGGAUCUGUAGCCCUGCUGACAGGAUGCCGCACAUGUGGCCCUUUCACUGAAAUCCCAACAGUUGAACGGUAAUGAUGGCGUCGCCAUCAACUUCCGGAUGGGCGCUCUUCUGUCUCCUCCUGCUUUGGGACAGAGCGGCAGCUGGGAGUGAGAUGGAGGAGUGCUCCACGUCUCCGACGGGGGAACUCCACCCUGUUCAGGGUCUUUUGGAGAAGUUUGAGGUCGGUCCAGGCUGUGCUGCAAGGGAGAGCGGGGAUAAAGAGACACAUGUUAUUGCCAUAAGGAGAGCAACACAAAGUCCAAACAACCAGGUGACGGUUGUCCUGAAGCCUUUGUCUCUGUCCUAUCCUCCUAAUAGAGCCCUUACACUGGUGCUCAGCUCCCAGCUGCCAAUCAACUGGUGGCUGCAGGCAGAGGGGCUGCCCCCAGACCUCCCAGUGCUGAUACAGGUGUCCUCUAACUCCACAGUCCAGUCCUGCACGCUGCCUCUUCAGGUACAGCCAUUGCAUCGCCUACCAUUUCGUGCACGUGCAUUACUGCGCUGGACUCAGAAACAACACGGCAGCUUGUCCUCUCUGACACACACGCGACACGGCAACCGAGUCAACAUUCGACUGGGAGAGGAUUCAGCCUUGCCCACUGUGUGCCAGCUGCAGUCCCUGUUUCUCUCUCGGAACUACUUGACCUCUGACCUACAGCCACAGGAAGUGAAGGGCUGUGCCCCCGCAAUGACAGGAGCGGAAGACAUGGAAUUACAUGUGAUCAAGCUCCAUUCGGCUGGAUCAGGGCUCUGUGGCUCUUUCCAGGUAGAGGUGGUUGUCUCCCUGGUGAGUCCUGCGAACUCAGGGACACACAACGUGGUGCUGAUCCUCAGCAGCGCAGUGUCCGUCAACUGGGCGCUCACUGCUCCCGGCCUCCGUGGUCACAUCUCUGUUCAUUCCUCUAACAGUGUAUCCACACCAUACCCACCAGAACCUUACCUGACCUUGUCCAGCCAGCUGAACUUUGACCUCUCUGCCAAGCCUGAUCUUCUUGCCUGGGCCAGUAAGAGCGGCUUCCGCAAGGUGACCUCGUACACUGAGGCUAGCUUGGCCAAUCACUUUGUGAUCCGGCUGACAGGGAGCAGGACAGAGGUGGUUCCAACAAUGCAUCCUCUCAUAAUGCGUCCCCCUUGGGCUGAGGAGCAGCAGAUCAGGGAGUGGCUGAGCGGGAGAGGCAAAGCUGAAGGAGGCCGAUGGGCGUUCACGGUGCAAUGUGAUGAUGGACGACUCAGUGUAAUAGUGGACAGACACAUCCUGCAGACUUUGUCGGUCCCAUUGGCUGCCGUGACUCUGCGGGAUCCUAAAUGUCAGGCUCAGUCCAACGGCAGCCAUUUCCUGUUGGUGUUCCCCGUCAUUCUCUGCGGGACUGAGGGCCUGUUGCUGAGAGAGCCCAGAAGGGUGCAGUAUAAAAACAUGGUGCUGUUAUGGAGAGACAAGCCUCAGACAAUUCUGGCACACAAUGAGAUGGAGAAGACAUGGCCACUUCACAUACAUUUCAGCUGUUUGGUGGAGGUCCCCAGACCUCCCGCUGAAGUGCCUACCCCUCCUCAGUCAGGUCUGGUGCCAGGGGACCCUCAGCAUCCAGAGCCAGCCUUCAUCCCUGUGCCCAGGCCGAGAUCUGGACCGCUUCUCCUCUUGAAGCUGUUUGUCACUGAGGGCUACGAGCAGAGGAAUACCAUCCCAUGUGUCAUUAUCGCAGACCAUCGUGUGUAUGUGGAGGUGUCAGCCGAAGGGCCAGUUAGAGGUGUGGUGGAGGUCAAGUCGUGCGUGGUGUCUCCUCUGUCUGACCCGCAAAAAUCGCCUUUCUGGAAUGUGAUAACAGACGGCUGCUCCACGGAGCCCUCUCUGACCAUAGCCAAAACCAGGGGAGACGGAGAGGAGGACAAGCAGGUGGAGGUGGACGAGAACAGCGAGAAAGAGGAGGAGAAAGAGGGGUGGGAAGAAGUCGGCGGUAACGAGGAAGACGGCGAGGAUGUGAGCAGAGGUGUGCCUUUUAGGCAUGGAGGACGACCUCGGGGACGCGGCACGGCAGAUAGCGGUGAGGAGAGAGGGAGAAACACUCGGGUCGAGAGGGCGGAGAGGAGCAUCGGGGAGGGAGCAGAGGGGGAGGUCCAUUCCCUGAGGUUCAGUUUCAUCCUGCGACCCAUUUAUAACAACUCCAUGCAGUUCCUCCACUGCAGCCUUCUUGUGUGCGUCUCUGACUCGGCGGGGGAGUCGGGAGAGGGAUUUGGAGCAAAGGAAACGAUGGGGAAAGACUGUCAGAGCGGGCUACGCAUCCGUCCCCUUGUAUCUGAGACACCGGGCAGACAGUGUGAGAUCAGAAACCUCUCUAGGCCAAUGGUGGUCACCCAGCCCAUCAGUCCAGUCACAGCCAAACCAGUGGGGCCCCUUCCUGGCCAGAGGACGAGGAGACUCGGUGUAUCUCGGCUGGACAAACCAAGCCAAGAGCACGGCAACUCUGGAACAGUGGUGGGAAUUGUCUUUGCAGUAUUUGUUGUCGGUGUAAGCCUGAUGGGGGCGCUGUGUUGUAUUUACACUCAUACAGGCAUACAGCCUCCAUCCAUUAGAUGUGAAAGGCAGAGGGACCACAGUAACUGGAGUCCCCCAACACAGAUGGAUCAGUCCCACAGCUCUGUGUAGAGGAUUUCCUCCUGCAAACCUGAGACCGAAGGCAACGUGGGACGGCGCUUACAACUAGUUGGUGUGUGCACAUGAGCAUAUACGGUUAUGCGAAUGUCCACAGCGGUCAUUCUAAGGUGUACAUCAGAAAUAUGAGCG